GUCCAAUGGUGUACUUGGAUUCGCUGGCUGAGGCUCCGUCGCUUCUGGGACUCACGAGUAUGAAAGAACAAACACGGAGGAGGGGAGAGUGGAAGAGCGAGUGGUAGUCUGGCUCUUUGUAACAAAUGGCGGGAAUGGGUUGGUACGGACCUUUAAUCGAUCUGUCGAGAGCCUCUUCUCACGUUGGCGAUUACGUUCAACUCCUCGUUUUUGUUCAUAAAUCCACUCCCAUUCAGUAUAAGCUGCCAAAAGGUGGAGCUGUAAUUAGGACAGACAUUCAGGUUGGUGAUGAUACCCGGCCAUUUUUCUCUGUAUCCCUAUGGCAAAAGCAGAUGGGAUUGAUGGCAAUUUCUGGAAAUGUCAUUUUGUUACAGAAUGUCAGGAUUACAAGAUUUGGAGAUUUUGUCGAGGCUCGAACCAUCCAAUGCUCAUCUUUACUAUGUUUAAUCCAUCCUUACGAAUCAAUUAUCUCAAAGGGUGUGGAUGACUUGAUUAGGGAUUUUCAAUUUGGGAUAUCAAUGAAGGAAAAGCUUAGGAGGGUAAUAGAAUGGGUACAACAAGCUGGGUCUAGUCUUCAUGAUAUGCAUUUUCACGGCCAUCAACAGAAGAGGCCACUAUUAAAAAACUGGAAAGCGCAUGAAGAGAGAAUAUCUCGGAACUGUUUCUCACUUUCAGGAGUGUCACAUCUGACAAGUUCAAGUAAGGUAACCUUUUAUGCAAGUGUAGGUGAAAUUUUUCUGCCAUUUACCUGGAGAACUCUAGAUGAAUCUGAGAAAGAAAGGAUGUUCAUCAGCCAGAGGGUGUCUAAACCUCGAGACAAUAAUUUAGCAGCAGAUCUCAUUUGUAAUGGCUGCCAGCUAUGUGGUUCCCCUUUGGAUAUGGAGAGUGGGUCCACAUUUGAACAAACCGCCAUUCCACUCUAUUGCAAGAAAAGUUCUAACCAUCUUCAUGUAGUGAGCUUGAUAUAUCGACCCUUUAUGUUAUAUGUUUGGGAUGAAACCGGAUGCAUCUUGCUUCUUGUCAAGAACAAGACUGCAGAAGUCUUGUUUGGAAACAUAACAGCUGAGAAAGUCUACUUAUGCUAUAUGCAAAAGCAUGGAGGAAACCCCGCUCCUAAAAAUGUACAAAAGUACAAUCAUUCUGAUGCAGGAGCUGCUGCUCACCUGAAAGCUUCCGGGAAAAGAGUUGCAGAUUCUCCGUAUGCAGAUAAGAGCAUGGAACCAAAGAAAAGACAGCAGUGUGAACAAAACCCAGAUUUCUAUCUGAUUUGGUUGAUUCUGCUGAAAAUGUUACUGCAGCAAGGAAAAAACAGUCCUUUGAAAUUUGAAGCAACCGUGGAUGUUGAGCUAGAUAGGGAAAAUGGGAGGUUUGAAAUGGAAUCUGUAUCAAUCCCAUGCUUCAGAGCCGAAGUGUCCUCAGUGUUAUGAAAUCCUCGUGUAAGACGUCAAAUUAAUUGAGAAGCAUUUACAUGGACAUGUAGUCGAGCAUUUUCACCCAUUCGCCUUUCCGGAAAGAAUUAAUUGAUUAAAAGAUGAAAAGAUCCCCACAUUUGUAAAUACUAUCUCUCCCGUCUUUUUAACUUUGACAUUUGGAUUUAUUUACAUGUCAAUAAGCAUAAAAAAUAUUAAUAAUCA
Molecule: messenger RNA, 1634 nt
Organism: Vitis riparia (riverbank grape)
Lineage: Eukaryota; Viridiplantae; Streptophyta; Magnoliopsida; Vitales; Vitaceae
Exons: 8
Coding region: 126-1427 (433 amino acids)
Source: RefSeq, a predicted model, not a curated record